Messenger RNA from Acanthosepion pharaonis, 753 nucleotides. Lineage: Eukaryota; Metazoa; Mollusca; Cephalopoda; Sepiida; Sepiidae. The record is from the annotation of a GenBank genome assembly.
AUGCUUAUCAACUCUUUUCUGAUUCCAGAUGAAUAUCUUAAUAAAAUUGGAACAGGUUUAUAUCUCAGUACAUCCAAAUUAGAUCAUUGUUGUGCUCCAAACUGUGUUUACACAUACAAUGGCACUGAACAGAUCAUUCGAGCAUUGACUUAUAUUGAGCAGCCAAGUCCUGAUAAGAUGUUUGUGACUUAUAUUGACAAUGCAAUGCCAAGCUGGGAACGCAGAUUACAGCUUAAUGAAAACUACUAUUUUUAUUGCCAGUGUUCAUGGUGUGUGGAUGAAGCCAAACAUAUUGAUCGUCUAAUGACAAGUGUAAAAUGUCCAAAUUCUUGGUGUUUUGGCUUUUCUGGAAUUACCAAAGAUGACACUGGACAAACACAGCUUUUAUCCUGUUCCGGUUGUGGUAAAACAGAUUUUCCAGUUGAAUAUGCCCGAGAGAUUGUCAGACUAGUUAGAGAAAUGGCCAAAGGAGCCUGCAUAGAACUGAAACUUUGGCAAAAGGCUGUUGAAUAUGGUGAACUGGCAUGGACUCAGAAAAUCAAAUGUGUUCCCCAUCCAAGCCCUUCUUUGGGACUUCAACUUUUCGAACAAGGAAAAUUGCUAACCAACACUGGAAACAUUGAUAAAGCAUGGGAGAUUUUCCUUAAGGCUGCAAAUAUUCUACAAAUCACUCAUGGAACAGAAAACAAUAUGUAUUUAGAACUUGAAGAUUUAAUUGAGCAAUGUGAAAUUGUUCUUGACCUGCCAGUUUGA